This is a messenger RNA of Carya illinoinensis, 4289 nucleotides long. RefSeq names its product putative leucine-rich repeat receptor-like serine/threonine-protein kinase At2g24130. Gene Ontology annotation, cellular component: plasma membrane. NCBI's taxonomy places the organism in Eukaryota, Viridiplantae, Streptophyta, Magnoliopsida, Fagales, Juglandaceae. Gene Ontology annotation, biological process: protein phosphorylation; hormone-mediated signaling pathway. The record is from RefSeq and is a predicted model, not a curated record. The transcript is spliced from 2 exons. Bases 1221 to 4217 code for a protein of 998 amino acids. Gene Ontology annotation, molecular function: protein binding; protein kinase activity; ATP binding.
UACUUAUCAUCCUAUGAGCCUUGCUCAUAACAUCAUAUAUGGUUUUCUAGAGAUACAGACUAAACUUCAACAGAAAGACUUCCCAUUAAUGGAAAAAGCAUGCUGUUAUCAUCCCAUUUGGUUCUAAUAGUACAGGGAGACGAAUGUGGGAGUAUGUUAGCUAUAAUUGUUUUUAAUAUGAAUCGACUUUCCAAGCUCACAAUUUUACCUGAGCUGGGAGAAGUUUCUCGGGAAAAUUUUUCAGGAGCUCUACCAACAUUUUCUGGGAAAAGUUCAUUUUCAUCUUGGGGGCCUACUGGGCUUAGAAACUUAUUUACAAGGGAAAAGCAACUGAUUUAAUUGGUUUUGGAUAAAUGAGGUCGGUUUGAUUGCCGAGUAUUAUGAAAAUAUCAUUGAAUUAUGUUUCACGUUGAGAAAAUCCUCAGUCUAAAUAACUGGAUCUAUAAGCAGAACUCAUUAGGAAUGCAAUACUCCCCCUAAAAUGCAAAAUUGGGCAGAUAGAGAUGGGCAUCAAAGCAAUCAAUUUGUCGUCUUUAGUAUUCUGGGAAAAUUUUCUGCCAUCUAAAAGAAUCCAACUGAUGUACACGGAUAGUGCUGUUUUCUAUCUAGCUAAUAUCCCAAAAGAGUAAUUAAAAUUUUACCAUGAAUGUCAACUGCAUCUUUCAUUCUGUCCUCCAAGUAGAAUUCCUGUACUAGAAAACUAACCACAUUCAUGAAUGGCCUUAGACACAUCACACAAGUUGCAGAAUUGCUCUAGAUAGAGCAUGAAAAUGACAAUUGCAUUUCUCAAUCUCUAUGAGUGUGAACACACAAAUGUCAACUGCAUCAGUGUUGGUAUGUGUGCAAUAUAGUGCCGGCGACAAUAAAAUUGUAUCCACCAAUCUUUUGCUCUAGUUCUUUUAGUGUCAUCUCAGUGGGUAUUCCACUUUAGUUGAGUAGAAGUCUACGCAUCAUGGUAGCAACCAUGAUGAAAAAGAUAGGAGUAUUCUUCUAGUCCUCUUACAAAUCAUUGCCUCUAUUGAACUUGUCUUUCCAAAGGCUUUAUUAAAACCUUGUGAGGACUUCCCUCUUACUCCCCAAACCACCUCUGCUCUCUCCCUGCAUCCAGUUGCCAACUCUUCUGCUACUUCCAUAAGCAGAUUAUGAUAUGAAGCAGUGUGCAGGAAGGAAAAAAAUAGAGGAGACUUCCUUAAAAGGUAAUACUAUCAGGCACUUCCAACAUGUCCAUCUCAAAAUUCUUCAUAAAGUCCUUGUUUCUCCUGUUACUACAACAUUUGACUUCGUCUUCUGGUAAUAGAAUCUUAGGCCAUCACAAUCCCCCUCAUCACUCUUUGAUUUUAGAUAAGGCUGCUCUGUUGGCAUUCAAAAAGACCAUAACACUCGAUCCAAAUUCCACCCUUGCAAACUGGGAUGAGGCUGUUGAGGUGUGCAACUUCACAGGUGUGAGAUGUGACAAACACCAUCACCGUGUAUCACAACUUGUACUGGAAGAUACUGAACUUGUAGGGAAGCUUUCACCCUUCAUUUCCAAUCUCACCGGCCUUCGUAUCUUAACAAUUGUCGGCAAUCACUUCUCAGGCAACAUUCCACCUGAACUUUCCUCCCUUAGACAUCUCCGCAGUCUCAUGCUUGAAAGGAACAAUCUGCAUGGUUCAAUACCAUCCUCCUUUGCCCUUCUGUCCGAACUUGAGUUACUACAAAUUUUCCAAAACAAUAUAAGCGGUAAACUUUCACCAGUCCUCUUCUCCAAUUGCUCUUCAUUGCAAAACAUAGAUUUGUCCGAAAACUUCCUCACAGGCACAAUUCCGGAAGAUAUUGGAAACUGUUCACGUCUAUGGAACCUCUAUUUGUACAAUAACAAUUUUACUGGACAACUUCCUCUCUCUUUAGCCAAUCUUGAGUUAUCUGAACUAGAUGUGGAGAAUAAUUGUCUCUCUGGUGUACUGCCUUCAGAGAUUGUGAGGAACCUACCAGAACUUGAAUAUCUACAUUUAUCAUAUAAUAAUAUGGAAAGUCACGAUGACAACACCAAUCUUGUUCCAUUCUUCAAUGCCCUUGGAAACUGCACUCAUCUAAAGGAGGUUGAACUCUUUGGUAUUGGCCUCGGGGGGAAGUUGCCGAGUUCCAUUGGCCAACUUGGUGUCAAUCUAACAGCUCUGUCACUACAAGAAAACAAAAUCUUUGGAUCAAUUCCUCUGGAGUUGGCAAAUCUUUCAAAGCUUGUAAACCUGAACUUGGCAUUCAAUCUUCUAAGUGGAAUCGAAGCAGAAGAGAUGGGUCGAUUGUCAAGAUUGGAACAACUUUUGGUAUCACAUAAUGUCUUCACCGGUGCAAUUCCUUCAAAACUAAGUAAGCUUGCUCACCUGGGUCUGCUAGACCUAUCACACAAUAGGUUCUCUGGUGAAAUCCCUGCUAGUUUAGGAAAUUUGGUUCGAUUAACUUCUUUGUUUCUGAACAACAACCUUCUCUCAGGAGCAAUACCUUCAACUUUGGGAAACUGCACAAAUAUUUACAAGCUUGAUUUAUCACAUAACAGAUUGACAGGCAACAUCCCUCCAGUGGUUGCAAGUAUGCGUGAGAUCAGAAUUUUUAUAAAUCUUUCGCAUAAUCACCUUGAAGGGCCUUUGCCAAUCGAGCUUAGCAUGUUGCAAAAUGUGCAAGAGAUGGAUCUCUCGUCCAAUAAAUUUACAGGCAGUAUCUUCCCUCAGAUAUCGAGCUGCAUUGCAUUGAUGAAGAUCAAUUUCUCAAACAACUCUCUUGAAGGGAGUCUUCCAGAAUCCUUAGGGAAACUAAGAUACCUCGAGUCUUUUGACGUUUCACAAAACCACUUAUCUGGGACAAUUCCAAAAAGCAUCAAUAAUAUUCAAUCGCUCGCCUUUCUAAAUCUCUCCUAUAACAACUUCGAAGGAAUGAUUCCCACUGGUGGAAUCUUCGACACAGUAACAACUCUGUCAUUCUUGGAGAAUCCCCGACUCUGCAGAAAUAUUUCUGGCAAACUUAUUGACAUCCCAAUUUGCAGUAGAAAUAAAUUGUUUCAUUCAAUUGUGUUCUUGAUUAUAUUCAUCCUAGUGAUAUUCAUAUCAGUAUUUUUAUCCACAAUAUGUUGUGUGAUUGGGAUUCGGCGCAUUAGAGCGAUUAUUCACACUCGGACAACUGAAACAGUCAGGCAACCAACUCCAGUAGAACCAAUCCACAAUUUCCCAAGAAUUACCUAUAAAGAACUAUCGGAUGCAACUGCAGGCUUCGAUGGUCAGAGACUAGUCGGGUCAGGUAGCUAUGGACGUGUCUAUAGGGGAGUUCUUCCAGAUGGAACAACAAUUGCAGUUAAGGUGUUACAUGUGCAAUCUGGAAACUCAACAAAGAGCUUUAGCCGAGAGUGUCAAGUCUUAAAGAGGAUCCGUCACAGGAACCUGAUAAGGAUUAUAACAGCAUGCAGUCUACCUGAUUUUAAGGCUCUUGUUCUUCCAUACAUGGCCAAUGGGAGCUUGGAUAGCCAUCUUUAUCCGCAAUUGGACACAGGUUUGGUUUCAAGUUCUUCAGAUUUGAGUCUUCCCCAGAGAUUGAACAUUUGCAGUGAUAUAGCUGAAGGGAUGGCCUAUUUGCAUCAUCACUCUCCAGUCAGAGUCAUACACUGUGAUCUAAAACCAAGUAAUAUUCUUCUCAACGAUGAAAUGACAGCUCUAGUAUCUGAUUUUGGGAUUGCGAAGUUGGUUAUGACAGCAGGAGGGGAAAAUAGUGGAGCUGUUGAAACGGGAAACUCUACUGUAAAUAUGCUACAUGGAUCUGUUGGAUACAUUGCACCAGAGUAUGGGUUUGGAUCUACUACAACCACAAAAGGCGAUGUCUACAGCUUUGGCAUUAUUGUGCUUGAGAUGGUGACUAGAAGAAGACCAACAGAUGACAUGUUUGUUGGCGGGCUAAGUCUGCACAAAUGGGUGAAGAGUCACUUCCAUGAAAGGAUGGAAGGAGUGAUAGACACUUCUUUGGUGAGAGCAUCAAGAGAUCAAGCCCCUGAAGUGAAGAAAAUGUGGGAAGUUGCAAUUGGAGAGUUAAUUGAACUAGGUAUCCUUUGCACCCAAGAUUCCCCAUCUACUAGGCCUACAAUGCUUGAUGCAGCUGAUGACUUAGAUCGGCUCAAGAGAUACCUUGGUGGGGAUACUACAGUAACCUUCACCUCUUCUCUUGGAAUUUCAUCUUCCACUCUAAGCGAUGACUAACAGUUAAUCCUAUUGUUGUACGUGCAUCAAAAUGCUAUCUAAUUCAUAUUAAUGGUAAAAUCUUAAUGAGGA